Molecule: messenger RNA, 5630 nt
Organism: Coccidioides immitis RS
Lineage: Eukaryota; Fungi; Ascomycota; Eurotiomycetes; Onygenales; Onygenaceae
Product: UDP-N-acetylglucosaminyltransferase
Exons: 3
Coding region: 1-5031 (1676 amino acids)
Biological process (GO): protein O-linked glycosylation
Molecular function (GO): protein binding; glycosyltransferase activity
Source: RefSeq, a predicted model, not a curated record
AUGCUGCCGUCAGUAGCCCAGCCACCAUCGCAUCAUUUCCUGCCGCACAACCACCUGGACCACGACCUGUCAUUCGACCCGUUGCACACGUUAUAUGACGGCGCGACCGGUGCUCUCUACCCAAACCAGCGCCAUGGGGCCAUGGACCAACAUUCUACUGCGUCGCUGCAGCCCACCCCGGCAUCGAGAGUUCAAUACAUGCGUCCGAUCCAACGACCGAAUCCCCGCCCCACCAUUGGUGCAGGUCAAUUGCGUGAUGUCAAUGGCUUAGAGAGCACUCUUCGCCGGAAAACACCAAGUGGGACCCUUGCCGCUGGAUACGAUGCAACCGACAGCUCUGUGCAACCUCCGGCCUCGAAGCACAUCCUGGUCUCUUCUUUGGAGAACGACCAGCUUAUGAUGCCUCGCGCUGCUAUCUCCAUGGACACCUUACAGUACAAGGCGCUGGACCCACCUAACCUUUUGCAACGUCAGAAUUUCGCUCCUGAUUUCAAAGCUGAUGCCAAUAGACUCAACGCGCUCCAUAACACCGUACCUCAGGGAGCCCAUCAUACCAACUGGAUUCGGUCGUUAAAUUACCCACAAAGUAUAGAGUCGGUUUUACAACAUAGCUCUACUUUGACUCCAUCCCAGAGAGUCUACUGGCAGAAUAUACCCGCCAUCCCGACAGUACUAGCAUCAUCGUUUCAACCCGGUGGUCGUGGAUCGGCUGAUUCGGCGGGCCUGGGGCAGUACGGUCCAUAUUGGCCUGACGGCGGGUACAUACCUUAUCGUCCCGCUGCCUUCCGGGAUUCACGUUAUCAAUCUAUUCCAAUUCUUGGCCAAAGUCUUACUCCUGAUAAUACCAAUUCAUUUCCUCGCUUUCAACCCAGCUUCGCUUCCCAAUCCAUCAACCCCCCUGAAAUUAUACCCUCAGGUUUGUCCUGGAAUACUCUCGCUCCACAACCUAACCAAGCACCACACACUCUAUACAACCCCGAACCUCUAGACGAACAACGCUUUCCUCCCCGUCAUCCCCCUCAAAAAACACCGGAAGUAUUUUGGAAUCAGAACGGUGUUCCGUUUGCUCCGACACAGCCAACUAAUCAGAAUACUCAUCAAAUACAUCCUAUAGAUAAUAGCGCCUGGCAGACCCAGCCUCUGGGGCUUCAAUCAGGCGUCCAGGGAGCUGUUCACCAACCCAGGAAUGCCGAAUUUAAGGAGAAGAUACUAGCUUGGGCUCACAGUGUUUACGUUGACUUACUAGCCUCGUUGCAUAACGCCCGGAGAAAAAGUGCCGCACAGGGGAUUUCCGACGCCAGAUCGCGCGACAUUAACAAGCCAUGUAUCUUUCCCAAACCGCCUCGCCAGCCUGGCUCCGAUUUUUCGCAGUCGUCACAUCUCGAGAAUAACCGUGGACCGCCAUUCCCCGUACAUCAACAACAUCCGGUGCCAGCUGGCAACUUUAUAGACACUAGACGCCAUUCAACGCAUUUCACACCCUCCCAUAUUGGUUUCCCACACCAUGGUCAGGAAGGGCGUGGCCAUUUCACUCAACAGCUCGAUGGCUUCCGGACUAUCCGCCGUUCAUCUGCUGCCUCGGUGCCUCGCAUGCUUAACCCAGCUUUCAAAGGAGUGUCGGCAGCGGAAAAUGCAGCGUCCGCCUUGGAGAUUCUUUCAAGCUUAUGCAUUGAAAGUAAUUGGGAUUGGAUCGAUGGGAUGCUUGUGGGAGGUUGCCUUGCAUACGGUCUAGGUGAUUAUCCCAAGGCUAUGCGAUGGUACAACCGAAUUAUCAACAAAGAUCCUUCGCAUGUUGAAGCGAUAUCAAAUCUCGCUGCUACUCUCCUCGCUCUGGAGCGUCGUGAUGAAGCUCUUGAACAUUGGUUCCGAGCCAUAAAACUCAGGCCAAGCUAUUUUGAAGCCGUAGAGCACCUUGUUGGCCUUCUGUGUAGCAGUCAACGUGGCAAAGAUGCUGUUAAUGUUAUCCAGUUCGUCGAACAAGCGCUCCGCUUGCCUCCGAGCGGUGAUUGCUUCAAAGGUCAAGGCCUAGAUGAAGACUCCGGGAGCGAAUCGGAAGGCAGAGAGUCGAGCGUUUCAGUAGCCGAAUCUAUCGAUAGGGUAGCAUUUGAUUAUGCGGACGACCUUCAAAGUCCCCUUGCCUUCGCUGCUCGCCCAACACAAAUGGCACCGGACGGCUUUGGAUCAAGUGGCUACGCGAUACCUGGAUCUGACAACGGAAGAAUGAUCGCAUUGAUACACGCGAAGGGUAAUAUGCUCUAUGCUUUGGGUGAUAACGUUGGAGCUGCUGCGGCUUUUGAAGAUGCCAUUCUUAUCGGAGCUGGCAGACCACGAAGCAUCAAAAGCCUGAUCCGCAAAGUUCUCUCCGCGUACAAUGAUGAAAACCACCAUGGCGUGCAUUCUGCUACCAGACGCCAGAAAUUUAACAGUACACUUCUCCUUUUCCCAGACAAGGCUUUACAAACGGCAAAAUUAGUAUUCCCACCUAAUGGGAAUAUCCCAGGUUUACAGUAUGUACCUGAAGGCAUGAGCAAAAAAGCAGCUAUUUCGACAACCAGCAAUUCGCUUCUCUCUCUAGCGAAGAUCUAUCAGGAUGGAAUGUCCAAUACAUCGGUGUCGGGAAAUUCCAGACCUACUCCUGGAGUUAGAGACAUCCUUGCACUUUACUACCUUUCUCUCUCCCUGCAACCCAGUCCAUCGACCGCGAAUAACGUUGGAAUCCUUCUCGCAAGCAUUCAAAAUACUGGAUCCUCAAAGGCAACACGAACAGCCGGUGAAAGCCAGCUUCCCGAUAUUCCAGGCGUCGUGCCAGGCAGCGGAAUCGCUCUUGCGCUGGCUUAUUAUAACUAUGGGCUGAAUCUUGAUUCAAAGCAUGCUCACCUUUAUACUAACCUUGGAAGUUUGCUGAAGGAUAUUGGUCAACUUCCGGCUGCGAUCAAGAUGUACGAGCAGGCGGUCCAGUGCGACGGCAAUUUUGAUAUUGCCUUGGCGAACCUUGCGAAUGCUGUCAAAGAUUCCGGCCGUAUUAAUGAUGCUAUUGGUUACUAUAGACGCGCCGUUAACGCCAAUCCAGACUUUGCGGAAGCCGUGUGUGGACUGGCGAAUGCUCUUAACUCUGUGUGCAAUUGGGGAGGUAGAGGCGGCAUUGCACCGAGUCGAGGCAUCCGGGAUCGAUGGCAUGUAGAUGACAAUGGAAUGCCCCAUGAAGCGAAAGAAAUGGGGGUGGAUUCUGGUUGGAUCAAACGGGUCGUCGAUAUCGUGGAUAAACAACUGAAGGACGGUGAGCUGUGGGGCUGUGGUGUGCUGAUGAACAUGUCUAUCGAACAGCUAUGCCUAUCUCUGACCGUUGCUGCGAACGACCUGUCCAUCUUCAACAAGCGGAGUGCGUUGGGUGGGAUUCUACAGUCGUGGGCAGGAAAGAAAUGGGAAGGUUCGCGCAUCGUCCGACUUAUAGAGAGAGCCAUAAGGUGGAUCGGAUGGCAGUGGUAUCAGGAUCUCUACGUUUAUCGAAAGGAAUAUAAUCCUUCCAAAUAUGCCCGUCCACAACUCCCCGCUGGACUCAGCCCACCAAAUGCGCCAACCGUUCUCCCGUUCCAUACCUUUACAUGCCCUCUUUCUGCCAAGCAAAUUCGCCAUAUUUCCCAGCGCAACGGCCUCCGAAUAUCCUGCUCCACGCUGCGCUCACCAUGGCUCCCCCCAACAGUCUAUCCACCCCCAGCACCUCCGAACCCCCACCUCAACAUCGGAUACGUGUCGUCCGACUUCAACAACCAUCCUUUGGCGCAUCUCAUGCAGUCUGUGUUUGGCUUACAUAACCCGAAACGUGUGAAAGCAUUCUGUUAUGCAACCACAGCGAGUGACAAUUCCAUCCAUCGGCAGCAGAUUGAGCGUGAAGCCCCUGUAUUUCGGGAUGUGAGCAGCUGGUCGGUUGAUAGGAUUGUCGAACAAAUUGUGGCUGAUGGGAUCCACAUCCUAGUCAACCUAAAUGGUUACACUCGCGGAGCACGAAAUGAGGUCUUCGCUGCCCGGCCAGCGCCAAUUCAUAUGUCUUUUAUGGGUUUUGCUGGGUCCCUUGGAGCCGAGUGGUGUGAUUAUAUUCUUUCGGAUCAGCUGUCGAUACCACCAGACACCUUAUCUCCACUGAGACGGAAUGUGAGGCUAGAGGAUCGCCUAUUCGAACCGGACCAUGCCGAAGAUGCGGAUGAUUGGGUGUACGGCGAAAGGAUUGUAUUCACUCGACAUACUUUCUUCUGCUGCGAUCAUAGGCAAAGUGCUCCCGAUGCUCAAGGCAAGCGAUUGACUUGGGAGGAAGAGCAGCGCAAUAGAUGGGAGAUGCGAAAGGAACUGUUCCCAAAUCUGCCAGAUGAUACAAUUAUUUUUGGCAAUUUCAACCAACUCUACAAGAUUGAACCUACCACGUUCAGAAGUUGGCUGCGUAUAUUAGCCCGCAUUCCAAAUGCAAUCCUCUGGCUUCUCCGUUUCCCUGAUCUCGGUGAACAAAAUCUUCGACAAUCAGCGGUAGCUUGGGCCGGCGAAGGUACCGCUUCACGAAUAAUUUUUACGGACGUCGCUCCGAAACAUGCUCAUAUUUCUCGUGCCCGUAUCUGUGAUCUUUUCCUUGACACGCCGGAAUGCAAUGCUCAUACUACGUCCGCCGAUAUUCUCUGGAGUGGGACUCCACUCAUCACUCUUCCUCGAUAUAAAUAUAAAAUGUGCUCUCGCAUGGCAUCCAGUAUUCUCACUAGUGCUCUUCCUCAAAACGCAGCCGGGCGUGAAGCAGCUGCCGAACUCAUCACUUCUUCCGAAGAAGAAUAUGAGAACAACGCCAUUCGUCUCGGCUUAGACAUGAAAUACGAUCCUAAUGGGAGUGGCCGGGCGAGGGGACGAUUGUUUGAACUGAGGAAAAUGCUAUUUCUAAAUCGGUGGGAGAGCAAACUAUUUGAUACUAGGAGAUGGGUGAAUGACGUCGAAACUGCGUAUGAGGCGGUCUGGAGAAAAUGGGUUAAGGGAGAAGAGGGAGACAUCUGGCUUUGAUCUUUACUGGAGCACGUUUAGUCGAUUGCUUCGUGCUUGUUUCUCAUGGGAGCGGGCGUGAGGUUAUUAUCACUUUUGUCUUGGUUUCUUUGGGAUGAUACAUCUUUUAAUCCCCAAGGCUCUUUUUACGAAUUGUGGUUUUCUAUCCUUUAAUACCUUAUUUGCCUUGUUCCCCCGAUUUGUGCUUUAUACCGCGACUUGAAUUUUGCUAUGUUCUAGAUGAGAUGUCCACCACGCCGCCGUGUUUUUGAUCAUCAUUAUUAUACCACUUUGUUCCCAUCUUCAACAUAUUGUUUGCUAUCUUAGCCUCACUUCUCUUUAGGUUGUAUUUUUUUCCUGCUCAAGUUUCGGUUCAUUGCUGCUGCAUCUUUCUUGGGUCCGGAAUGUACUCGUGGUUUACAUAUGUGCAAAGUUAUCGCGGAUGAUCCCCCUUUUUGCCUUUUUGUCUAUCACCAGUUUAGCGAGCAUGCGGCCCUUGCUUCACCCCCGUGAUAUACGGGCGGACAUCGCUCUCUCUCUCUUGUUUUGGAUCUUGGGACGCCAUUAGUAUGUGUUUCUGUGCCUUCCGCGUCCCUUCCCUUCCGCAUUUUUUUUUUUUU